This is a messenger RNA of Athene cunicularia (burrowing owl), 1179 nucleotides long. It is a transcript of the gene TCF7L1, whose product is annotated as transcription factor 7 like 1. The transcript is spliced from 2 exons. The annotation marks the transcript as partial. Lineage: Eukaryota; Metazoa; Chordata; Aves; Strigiformes; Strigidae. Gene Ontology annotation, cellular component: beta-catenin-TCF complex. Gene Ontology annotation, molecular function: RNA polymerase II cis-regulatory region sequence-specific DNA binding; DNA-binding transcription factor activity, RNA polymerase II-specific. Gene Ontology annotation, biological process: regulation of transcription by RNA polymerase II; canonical Wnt signaling pathway. The record is from RefSeq and is a predicted model, not a curated record.
GGCAAGAAAAAGAAGAGAAAGCGUGAGAAGCUGGCCCAGCAGCAAAGCCAUGACACGGAGAACUCCCUGGCAUCCAAGAGCAAGAAGCCGUGCGUGCAGUACCUGCCGGCCGAGAAACCCUGCGACAGCCCCGCAUCCUCCCACGGCAGCAUGCUGGAUUCGCCCGCCACGCCAUCAGCUGCCCUGGCGUCCCCGGCUGCGCCAGCCCCCACCCACUCGGAACAGGCUCAGCCCCUCUCACUCACCACCAAACCGGAGGCCAGGGCUCAGCUCGCUGUGCAUUCGGCCACCUUCCUCUCGGGCAAAGCUGCUGCUUCUUCUUCUUCCUCCUCUUCCUCCUCCUCCAGCCUCGGCAGCCCGCCCUCGCUCCUCUCCAGACCCAUUCCCUUCACCUCGGUGCCUUCCACGGCUCUUCUGGCCUCGCCACCAUCCUUCGCGGCUGCCAUCCCGUCCCCGCAGGCUGCCCUGGCCGUGCUGCAAACGCAGCCCCUUUCCCUGGUCACCAAACCCGCUGACUAAGGGAAAGACUCGUCCGCCCCCUCAUCCUGUCCCAUCCGUCCCCUCCCUGCUGUACAUUGCAGAAGCCACAAUCAAGAUUCAAAUGCAGACAAAACCAUUAUUGGUCAAUAUUUGACCCUUUCUGAACUCUUUUGUAAGCAGACUCUGGAGGAAGGGGCUUUCUGCUCAGAGCUGCUACCAGCAGUCGACCUAAAGACCGUUUUUAUUAAAAAAAAGGAAAAGAAAAAAAAAAAAAGAAAAUAAAUCCUCCACAAGCUGCCGACGAUGGAAAUCUCCUGCGAGCUGACCAUGGCUGUGGGCCAAGCGCCCGGCGCUGCCACAGGACCCAGCGCUCCCGCGCACAGGCAUGCCAGCACCAAACAGGGUGGGCGUUGAGCUGGGGCCAGUGCUCCGUCCCAGAGGCAAGAGCAGAAGCAUUGGCUACCGAGCCGGUGACUCGAUGCUCCCAAAUCCUCCCGUCCUGCGGCUCUGCUCCCAGCCACAGGGAUUGCCCUCGCUCUGUCCCGGCAAGGAGCCGGAUCCUGCCCUGAGGAUGCUGCACCGUCGGCCCUGCUCCUUCCCGUGGUCAUGCUGGGGUGGGCAGGAUCCAGGGCUGAGCCCUGGGUGGGGGGUUUUUCCCCUGGAAACCCUGUUAUUUUCCACAAAAAGAAAUAAAACUAC